AUGGCUUCUUGUGUGCAAAAACUCUUGUUUGGAAACGCACCGAACUACUCGUUCUUUUCGAUUCCUGUUGUGUUCCUUCUCGCGGCGCUCCCCCACUGGUACUCCAUCUACCUUGUGAACCGCUCCAAAGGCCGUUUUGUCUGGCAGAAUGAGAACCCGCGUGCGUUUGUGACGCAGAUUGCUGCGCGCCCGGCUCUUGGUGACAAGAAAUCGGAGCACACGGAGCUCGAGAAGACCGUACUGCGCUGCCAGUCGUGCCAGGCCAAUGGUUUCGAGAACCUCCCGAUCUAUAUCGGUACUUUGCUCUGCGGCUAUGUCGCUGGCCUCCCCGCGUCGUUCAUGAACCGCAUGGCGCUGGUGUACGUCGUGACCCGUAUCCUGUUCGACAUUGCGUACGUGCGCUGCUCGACGCGUCGCACCUCGCUCCUGCGCACCAUCGCCUUCUUUGGCAACAUUUUCGUGUACCUGCAUGUGAUCCACCGCUCGGCCAUGGCCAUUGCGGCGAAGUAG
This is a messenger RNA of Malassezia japonica, 510 nucleotides long. RefSeq lists its product as uncharacterized. Lineage: Eukaryota; Fungi; Basidiomycota; Malasseziomycetes; Malasseziales; Malasseziaceae. Gene Ontology annotation, cellular component: membrane. The transcript has 3 exons. The record is from RefSeq and is a predicted model, not a curated record. Bases 1 to 510 code for a protein of 169 amino acids.